This is a messenger RNA of Micropterus dolomieu (smallmouth bass), 2475 nucleotides long. It is a transcript of the gene fblim1, whose product is annotated as filamin binding LIM protein 1. The record is from RefSeq and is a predicted model, not a curated record. The transcript is spliced from 8 exons. The coding region runs from base 179 to 1351 and encodes 390 amino acids. Gene Ontology annotation, molecular function: filamin binding. Gene Ontology annotation, biological process: cell-cell adhesion. Gene Ontology annotation, cellular component: focal adhesion; stress fiber. NCBI's taxonomy places the organism in Eukaryota, Metazoa, Chordata, Actinopteri, Centrarchiformes, Centrarchidae.
GAGAGUUUGGGGAGGGAGGUACAGAAGGAAAAGGAGUGGCCUUCGGCUGAUAGUCUCUACCGGAGUAAAGUCUUCUCUCAGUGGCAACUUAAAGGAGGGAAAGUUUUGAGAUCCAGAACAGGGGAAAGAGAAAGAAGACCACUUUUUCUCCCAGGCUGUAUGUAGGUUUUAUGCAGUCAUGGCAACAGCGGCUCCACCGAAAAGGAUGGUGUCUUCUUUCUUCAUCACUCUGGCGUCUCCUCACCGAGCCACUGUGACACAGCAGCAGCCCGCCCUCCAAGCCCACAGUGCCCUGGCUAGAGACAAGCAGCACACUGCUGUACGAGUCAGCCCAAGUGACACCAUCCCCGCCCUCAGAUGUAAGAAAGAGGACAUCUCACCGUCUGAAGGUUAUGGCAGUGUAGAGAGCAAGGACCAGACUUGCGCGGAGGCCUCGACCACAGCUUCAGAUCCUCAAAGCCCAAAACCUGCCCAACCGGCACCCGGCAGAGGAAAUCUGCAAGAAGACGACAGAGGUGCUGCAGAGCUCUUCCCUCCUCCUCCUCCUCCUCCUGCACUGUCUUCAUCUCUGGAAACAUCGCUGUCUGAAGAAUCAGCGCCUCCACCACCUCCUCCUGCCCAGACGCCUCUCUCCCACCCUCUGACCCCAGGCCAGCAGACAGUUUACAAUAAAGAGGUGGAAACAAGCACCCCAUCUAGUGGGUUGAAACAAGAUGAACAAUACCAUGGGAUCCAUAAAAAUGGCCAAGACACAAGCGGCGAGAGUAAAGAGGUAUGUGGCUUCUGUCGAAAACCCAUGGCCCUUUCUGAACCUGCAAUAGAGGCCUUAAACAGGACGUACCAUGACGGCUGUUUCCAGUGUAGAUCUUGUCACAUUCCGCUGGCUGGCAAACAUUAUUACAACAAGGCAGGAAUCCCACUCUGUGAAGACUGCUACCGGGCCAGUCUGGAGCUUUGCUGGGCAUGUGGGGAGGCUAUCACAGAUCAAGUGAUCCGUGCACUGGAGCGAGCAUACCAUCUUUCCUGUUUUACCUGUGCAACAUGUAAACAGCAAAUUGGAGAGCAAGCUUUUGCACAGGGAGAAGUUGGAGAGGUGUACUGCCUCCAGGACUAUUACAGGAAGUAUGCUCCAAAGUGUAGCGCCUGCAAGCAGCUAAUCAUUCCAAAAGAUGACGGUACUGACAGCUAUAAUGUUGAAUGCAUGGGACGCUCCUACCAUGAGAACUGCUACAGAUGUGAGGUCUGCGUCAUCCAGCUCUCUCCUGAGCCAAAUGAGCACGGCUGUUAUCCUCUGGACGGCAAGAUGCUUUGUAAAUCUUGCCAUCUGAACCUGGUUUCUGGUCAGCACUAACACUGGCCUCAUGGCCCCGGAUAAAAUACACCUGAUGGAAAAGUGCCACGAGUCCAGGUGUUAAAGAGACGGGAGACUGUGCAUGUUCAUUUAAGGCUCUGGAAUACAAAUUUCACACAGAUCUUUCCAACAGAAUGAGAAUGAAAUAUGACUAUUUUUCACAAUAUAUCAUGCUUUCUGAAGAUCCUCUUAUUCUUCUUUUAUACUUGAUAAUUUUGCACUCAAUAAAUUCUACAAAAUGCACCAAAUAUAUUUAUGCAACAGACUUUGCAAAAUUGUACGGCGAGCAUUAUUUGAAUUUUUGUAAAUGUCAAUCAGUAUAUUGUUUUUCAAUCACAUUAACCCUUUAUAUGAAAAAUAAAACUAUAUAAAAAAAAGUCUAUAUAAAAGUAAACUAAUAUAUUUUUUUCUCGAGGCAGGCUCCAACAUACACAACAUUUGUUAACUACCACAUAAGCUAUCAGUAAGUAUUAAGAUGUGGGGGAAAAAAAGAUUAGAUUACAAUUUCAUUCAUUAUUGUGUAGCUGGUAAAACCAUAAUCAUGGACAGUUUUUGUUCAGACUGACAGGCCAAAGACAUCUGGGCUAGAAGCUGCAGAGACUUUAUUCAGGCAGCUGUCUGAACAAAAUGACGGACUGAAUGUGAUCACUUUUCAAACAAGAUCAUUUUACUCACCUGUUCAGGUAAAGCAGAGAAACGAAAUAACCGUCAGGCAACCAAUUCAACUCAGCAACAAAACUGCAAAGACAAACUUACUCUUUCACGAAACCCCUACAGCUACUGUAACAUUUGUGGUAGAAAUAUGUGAACGGGAAUACUGAAUACAGACAUUAGAGACGAUAACACAUCCUGGGACCAAAGCUUGAAGGUGCUUUUCAUGUGAUUGUGAUCACAUCCACAUUUUUUAUCACAUAAUGGUCUGGACCACAGGGCCUUUGAUGCAUUUCGCCUGAACAACAGAACUUUUCACAUUGAUUUGACUGCUUACAGUAUUAAAGUCUCAUUCAGAUGCCAGCUAAAUUAUUUUGUUAUUUACGUCCUGUAUUUCAAAACCUGCAAAUAUUUGUGGAUUUAUAUUUCUAUGUAUCAAAAACAUUUAUUAAAACAUUUUCUGGGAAAAGUAA